UCCGAAGACACCGCGUUCUCUGCCAAACCUACCCGCAUGUCAUGCUCCACCCACUGCCCUGAUGAACAGACGAGUGGGUUCUUAGCCAAUGGAAAAGUAGGAGUGCAUCAGUGGGCGUUUUCAUUGGCUGGCUUGACUCUGAGUGGACUGGAACUAGCACAAAAUCGGGAGGUAGGUGCUGCGUGGUGAGCCACAAAAGACGCUGCAGUAUAAUAUCUCUGAUUGUGUCAAAACCACUUCGCAGGGGAGUCAGUGCUAGUGCUGUGGAUUUGCCCGUUCCACUCCCAUUCAAAUCCCUGCAUCUGUCAAAAAUGGUACUCACGGGAUCUCAGCACAUAGAAGAGGAGCUACUUCUGCCUCCAGAGGAUCUACAACGGGAAGCACACAUCCCCGACUUAAGUGCUUACCGUAGUCUUUACAAGAAGUCAACAGAAGAACCCGAAGCUUUCUGGACAGAGGUUGCCAAGGAAUUCUUUUGGAAGAGCCCACCAGCAGGAGAGAUCCUGCAGUAUAAUUUUGAUGUUACCAAAGGCAACAUUGACAUUAAAUUCAUGGAGGGUGCCAAAACCAACAUAUGCUACAAUGUCCUUGACAGAAAUGUUCACGACAAAAAGCUGGGAGACAAAGUGGCGUUCUACUGGGAAGGGAACUCCCCUGAUCACCAGGUUUCCAUCACUUACAGUCAGCUGUUGACACAGGUGUGUCGCUGUGCCAAUGUCUUGAAGCGGAUGGGUAUAAGAAAGGGAGACAGAGUUGCCAUCUACCUUCCCAUGAUUCCAGAGCUGGUGUGUGUAAUGUUAGCCUGUGCUCGAAUAGGAGCCGUUCACUCCAUUGUGUUUGCAGGCUUCUCUUCCGAGUCUCUUUGUGAACGGAUCCUAGACGCUCAGUCCUCCUUUCUCGUGACAGCAGAUGGCGUUUACCGAGGCGAGAAGCUGAUCAACCUGAAGCACAUUGCAGACGAAGCACUGGAGCGCUGCAGGGACAGAGCCAGCUUUUCUGUGAAGAAAUGCAUCGUCGUGAGACACCAUGCUCUGAGGAUGAAAAAGGGCACUGCGUGCAACAAGCUGCAGACCCCCUGGAAUGUGGAGUGUGACGUGUGGUGGGACGAGGAGAUGGAGACGGCCCCUGAGGAGUGCGAGCCGGAGUGGGUGGACGCUGAGGACCCGCUCUUCAUCCUCUACACCAGUGGCUCCACCGGGAAGCCCAAGGGAGUUCUCCACACAACAGCGGGAUAUAUGCUGUAUACCGCCCUGACGUUCAAGUACGUGUUUGAUUAUCAGCCCAGUGAUGUGUACUGGUGCACUGCAGACAUUGGUUGGAUCACCGGACACUCCUACAUCACCUAUGGGCCGCUUGCCAACGGUGCCACUAGCGUUCUUUUUGAGGGAGUGCCGGUGCACCCUCACCCGGGCCGGUUCUGGGAGAUCAUCGAGAAAUACGGCGUGUCCAAGUUCUACACAGCACCCACAGCCAUUCGCCUGCUAAUGAAGUAUGGGAGGGAGCCGGUCCAGCGGUACAAUCUGUCAAGUCUGCGCGUUCUGGGGACUGUGGGGGAGCCCAUCAACCCUGAAGCCUGGCACUGGUACCACGAGGUGGUGGGGCAGAAGAGGUGUCCCGUGGUGGACACUUUCUGGCAGACAGAGACGGGGGGUCAUGUGCUCACCCCGCUGCCUGCUGCCACACCCCUGAAGCCUGGCUCAGCGACAUUCCCAUUCUUUGGAGUGCAACCCACCAUUCUAAAUGAGCAUGGAGAGGAGCUUGAAGGAGAAGCAGAGGGCUACCUGGUGUUCCGGAAGCCGUGGCCCGGCAUAAUGCGCACCGUGUACGGGAACCAGGAACGAUUUGAAAACACCUACUUCAGGAAGUUCCCAGGGUUUUACGUGACUGGAGACGGCUGUAGACGAGACAAGGACGGGUACUACUGGAUAACCGGCAGGAUCGACGACAUGCUGAAUGUGUCUGGCCACUUGCUGAGCACGGCGGAGGUGGAAGCGGCGCUGACACAGCAUGCGGCGGUGGCCGAGGCGGCGGUGGUCAGUCGGCCUCACGUGGUGAAAGGAGAGUGUCUGUACUGUUUCGUCACCCUGAAGGACGGCUGUGAGUUCAGCCGCACACUGUCAGAGGAGCUGAAGAGACAAGUGAGAGAAAAAAUUGGACCUAUAGCCACACCUGACUUCAUUCAGAAUGCCCCUGGACUACCAAAAACUCGCUCAGGUAAGAUUAUGCGGCGGAUCCUGCGGCAGAUUGCACGGAAUGAGAAGGAUUUGGGUGACCUCUCCACACUGGCUGACCCCAAAGUGGUGGAGGUGCUCUUCAGCCAGCGGUGUGAAGCAGCUGCCUGAGAACCCGCGCCCGCAAGGAACAGGAAGUGCUCCCAACCACACAACUGUGAAAGAUUUUUUUUUUUUUUUAAACUCACCUGGAUUCUAUUUUCUGGUUUACUGGGACAAUCUCAUUUAAAAUCUGAAUCUCUUAACUGGCAUUUCAGUCAAAUGCUUGAAAAUGUUAAAUGUUACUGGAAAAAAACAUGCCAAGUUUGGUUUUAGCUCAUGUAAAACACUGCUUAUUAUAAAGGAAAUGCACUUUAUCCAAAAAAGCAAAACCUCAUUCAAGUUUAUUCGAAGAACAUUAAAGAACUUCAUUCAAAGCACAUAUGCAUAGAAAAGUCUUAGCCAUUCCAAAUCGGGUAAAAUUCUAUUAUUCAUAAGAGAAACUGUAGUACUAUUUUUUGUACUCUUGAUAUUCACUAUUUCAGGACAUAUCUAACACUGAAAAGAUGAACUCCUGGACACAUUUUAUCUCACUCACUUGGGUGACCAGAAGUGAGAAAAGACAAUCGCACAGCCAAAGUUCAGCUCAGGGCACUAGUCUGGAUUUUCAGCGGAGAGAUGGAUAAACUUGUGGGCAGGGUACAGCUUACAUGAAGUAAAAUGCACGUAAAUGCAAAUAUUAUUUACUUGAUAGGAGGUCCAACACUGUGGUAUAAUCUGGUAACAGAAUGUAGUCCUACUUCUAAAGUUAUAUGACAAUCUCUGUCACAUUGUCGCAUAAGAUUCACAUGUUUUACUCUAAACUUGUCUUUCCAUCCUGUCACACACAUGGUUUUCACUUUUUUUAAAGGGUGUCAUAGUUUUUAAGAGCUGCAGUUGAUAAGAUGUGUUACUGUGUAUUUUGUACUUUAAUUAGCUCCCACAUUGUAUGACUUCAGACAGGAAUCCCAUUUAUAGAAUUUAGGUGAAAGUCUACUAUGUACAGUACAGUCCUGCAAGCUUUUUUAAGGUUGUAAUGCUCCACAAAAAAUAAACUAUAUAAUUUA
Anguilla anguilla (European eel) is the source of this 3316-nucleotide messenger RNA. RefSeq names its product acyl-CoA synthetase short chain family member 2 like (gene acss2l). Bases 312 to 2342 code for a protein of 676 amino acids. NCBI's taxonomy places the organism in Eukaryota, Metazoa, Chordata, Actinopteri, Anguilliformes, Anguillidae. Gene Ontology annotation, molecular function: acetyl-CoA synthetase activity; AMP binding. The record is from RefSeq and is a predicted model, not a curated record. The transcript is spliced from 18 exons.